Messenger RNA from Rosa rugosa (rugosa rose), 1575 nucleotides. RefSeq lists its product as uncharacterized. Lineage: Eukaryota; Viridiplantae; Streptophyta; Magnoliopsida; Rosales; Rosaceae. Gene Ontology annotation, biological process: telomere maintenance; DNA repair. The transcript has a single exon. The coding region runs from base 1 to 1575 and encodes 524 amino acids. Gene Ontology annotation, molecular function: DNA helicase activity. The record is from RefSeq and is a predicted model, not a curated record.
AUGCCAUCAGCUUUGAGAAGAUUAUUCGUCACAAUUUUGGUGUAUAGUCAACCAACUGGUGUUCGAAGAUUGUGGGAUGAAUUUUAUCCUUUCAUGAUUGAAGAUUAUUCUUCUUCAAGUGAUAUUGUCGAUAUUUCUGUCAGAAACAUGCUACUUCGAGAUCUAAACAGAAUGCUAGAACAAUUUAAUAAGGGCACUGGAGAAUUUGAUCUGCCUGAAAUGACAAGUGAGCCAGAAGAUAGUCUAGGAAUACCGAGAUGUAUUGAAGACGAAAUUUCUAUAAAUAUCCCGCAAGAAGAUAUUGAUGCAAUUGACCACCUUAACAACGACCAAAUGAUUGCAUUCAACACCAUAAUGGCCGCAAUUGAGGGAAGAGAAAGUGCAUUAUUUUUUAUCAAUGGUCCUGGAGGUACUGGGAAGACUUACUUAUAUCGUGCAUUGCUAGCAAAGUUGAGAAGAAUGAAUCAUAUAGUCUUAGCCACAGCAUCAUCUGGAAUUGCUGCAAAUUUAUUGCCCGGCGGGAGGACAGCUCACUCUAGAUUCAAGAUUCCACUCAAUGUACAUGCAUCAUCCAUGUGUUCCAUAAGUAAACAGUCUGCUCUAGCACGACUGAUACAAGAAUAUUCCACUGCAAUUAUUUGGGAUGAGGCACCUAUGACACAUCGACAUGUGUUUGAAGCACUUGAUCGAACAUUUCGAGACAUAAUGGAUGUCGAAUUACAGUUUGGUGGAAAGAUAAUGAUUUUUGGGGGAGAUUUUCGUCAAGUUCUCCCUGUUAUUCCUAAAGGAACGAAGUCUGAACUCAUUCAAUCCUCCAUUGUGAAAGCAACAUUUUGGGCACAAACAAAGAUAUUGAGAUUGAGACAGAAUAUGAGAUCCAUAAAUGACCACCAAUUUGCAGAAUUUAUACUUCGUGUUGGCGAUGGGAGUGAACAAGUCAUUAACGACAAAAUGAUGAGAUUACCAGAAUGCAUGGUGGUUCCAUGGGAAAGUGACCAAUCUAUCAAUCAAAUUAUUGAUGAAGUUUUCCCCAAUUUGGGUGAUCAUGUAAAUGAUGCAAGAUACAUGGUGGACAGAGCAUUGAUUACUCCUAUAAACGAUGAUGUGGACGUGUUGAAUGAAAAGAUAAUCAAUAUGUUUCCAGGUGAAGAAAUUACAUUGUACUCAUUUGACUCUGUUGAAGAUGACAUGAGAAAUUUGUACCAACUAGAGUUUAUGAACUCAAUAACCGCAGGUGGGCUGCCACCCCACAAGUUAACUUUGAAAGUAGGUGCUCCAAUCAUGCUUUUAAGGAAUAUUAUUGACCCUAAAUUGGGAUUGUGUAACGGUACUAGAUUGUUGUGUCAUGGUUCGUACCAAAAUCUGAUUGAUGUUGAGAUACUAACAGGACAGUUUGCUGGGACUAGAGUUUUUCUACCUAGAAUUCCUUUGAAAAGUGCAGAAAAUGCUGGGCUACCAUUUCAACUAACAAGAAAGCAAUUUCCAGUCAAACUGAGCUUCUCUUUGACCAUAAACAAAUCUCAAGGUCAGACUAUCCCACAUGUAGGUGUUUACCUCCCAGAUCAUGUUUUUUAG